GGUCACCCAGGCAUGACACGAAUGAAAAUGUUAUCGCGAAGCCAUGUAUGGUGGCCCGGCUUAACUCAAGACAUUGAGCAAACAGUGACUGCCUGCGUCACGUGUCAGCUGACCCAAAAUUCAGCACCUAGAGUUCCGCUGUUAUCUUGGGGAUGGCCUGCACGCAGGUGGCAGCGAGUACAUCUCGACUUCGCAUAUCGUGAUCAACAGUGGUUUCUUGUGUUGGUGGACGCUCAUUCGAAGUGGCUGGAAGUUUUUGCUAUGAACUCAACAAACAGUGAAAAGACGGUGGAAAAGCUGCGCAGUGUUUUUGCUGCCUAUGGUUUACCGGAAGAAAUAGUCACGGACAAUGGUCCCCAGUUCACUUCGGCCUGCUUCGAGACCUUUUUGAAACGUAAUGGAAUCCGCCAUACAAAGACCCCUCCUUACCAUCCUGCCUCGAAUGGCACUGCUGAGCGUUGCGUGCAAACGUUAAAGCGGCACCUUCUCAAACAAGUCUUAGAGGAAAAACAAAAUGGCGAACCGCGGUCACUCCAGCAUCGUAUUGACCAAUUCCUCUUCACCUACAGGAACACGCCGACCGGAACAAUAGGCGAAACACUGCCCAGCUAUUUCUAUCAUGGAAGCCUCGGACACGGCUCAGUCUUCUGCACCCCGAUCUUGAACAACGAAUGCAAGAAAAGUUGGAAAGGAGGAAGGAUACCGCAAACCAAACCCGAGGAAAAUGGCGGGAAUUUGUGGCAGGACAGCCGGUGUUUGUGA
Messenger RNA from Rhipicephalus sanguineus (brown dog tick), 762 nucleotides. RefSeq lists its product as uncharacterized. The record is from RefSeq and is a predicted model, not a curated record. Gene Ontology annotation, biological process: DNA integration. Gene Ontology annotation, molecular function: nucleic acid binding. The coding region runs from base 13 to 762 and encodes 249 amino acids. The transcript has a single exon. Lineage: Eukaryota; Metazoa; Arthropoda; Arachnida; Ixodida; Ixodidae.